UUUAAGUGAAUAAAGGUGGAGUUUGAUACAGUGGAGAAAAAGGGAGAAAAUGUUGAGUGUGGAGGUGUUAGGCUUCCACAUGGCGAAAAUAGACCUUUUCAAAUUCAUUGAUGCGUCGCAGAAGAAAGUAGUUGGGAGCAGUUGGGAAAUGACGAUGCAGUGCUCAUUUCUUCUCUCUUUCUCUCUCUCACAGACACACGUUUUUUCGCAAGAAGCCAUGGGCAACACAUCUUCCAUGCUCACCCAAUACGACAUCGAAGAGGUUCAGCAACACUGCCAACACGCUUUUACGCAGCAGGAGAUUGUUUCUCUGUACCAACGUUUCUGUCAACUCGAUCGCAACAACUGCGGUUUCAUCUCUUCCGAUGAAUUCCUCUCCAUUCCCGAAUUCGCCGUUAAUCCUCUCUCUCAGAGUUUGUUGAGGAUGCUGGACGGAUUGAACUUCAAGGAAUUCGUGGCCUUCUUGUCUGCCUUCAGUCCCCGCGCCACUCUUCACCAAAAAAUUUUAUUCAUUUUCAAGGUGUAUGAUACCGAUUGCAAUGGAAAAGUGACCUUCCAUGACAUGCUCAGGGCUUUGAGGGAUUUGUCAGGAUCCUUCAUGUUCGAGCAACAGAGAGAGGAAGUUCUGACACAGGUCCUUGAGGAAGCUGGGUAUGCAAAGGAUUCUUCAUUAGUCUUGUCUGACUUCGUGAAGAUUCUUGGCAAUUCGGGUUUGAAGAUGGAAGUAGAGAUUCCGGUGGAUUAGAGAGAGGAUAGCACUAUUGCCUAGCAUAAUUUAUAUAUAUAUAUAUAUAUAUAUAUAUAUAUAUAUAUAUAUAUAUAUAUAUAUAUAUAUAUAUAUAUAUAUAUAUAUACACAACUAGCUAUCAUGAGUACUUUAUGAGUUUGAUAUCGGACAUUAUUGGUUCUGGUAUUUUGAUCUUUAUCUUAAUGGGUAAUUAGAUUAUUUAUUGAGUGUUUAA
Vigna unguiculata (cowpea) is the source of this 962-nucleotide messenger RNA. RefSeq lists its product as uncharacterized. NCBI's taxonomy places the organism in Eukaryota, Viridiplantae, Streptophyta, Magnoliopsida, Fabales, Fabaceae. Gene Ontology annotation, molecular function: calcium ion binding. The record is from RefSeq and is a predicted model, not a curated record.